Ilex paraguariensis (yerba mate) is the source of this 160-nucleotide messenger RNA. The record is from the annotation of a GenBank genome assembly. Lineage: Eukaryota; Viridiplantae; Streptophyta; Magnoliopsida; Aquifoliales; Aquifoliaceae.
GGAGAACAAAAAUCUCACCGGCACAGCUCGUUAUGCAAGCGUUAAUACCCACCUUGGUGUUGAACAAAGCAGACGGGAUGAUCUACAAUCUCUUGGUUACGUCCUUAUGUAUUUUCUGAGGGGAAGCCUUCCCUGGCAGGGUUUUGAAAGCUGGCACUAA